Messenger RNA from Annulohypoxylon truncatum, 2025 nucleotides. Its product is annotated as MFS general substrate transporter. The transcript is spliced from 5 exons. The record is from RefSeq and is a predicted model, not a curated record. Bases 152 to 1870 code for a protein of 572 amino acids. Lineage: Eukaryota; Fungi; Ascomycota; Sordariomycetes; Xylariales; Hypoxylaceae. Gene Ontology annotation, molecular function: transmembrane transporter activity. Gene Ontology annotation, biological process: transmembrane transport.
CAGAGACGGCUCUUUCAAGGGAUAAUGGAAUCCUUACAAGCCUGCAAGGUAACUCCUGAUGUAGAUAUGUAGUUCCAUCCUAGCCGGUUUUCCUCUUCGUAGGCCUUGUGUUCCAGUCAAUGCAGCCUCUAAAGCUAGCAGCCUCAACAAGAUGGACUCUAGUACUAGUCCUCCAGCUGCGGCGUCCGUCGAAGACGCAACGAAAGCCAAGGAACAACAAGUGUUUCCUAGUCCGAGUAGAGACGAGAAAACAGGAGAUGUCGCGAAAACUGACAUUAGUCAAGAUAUCGAUCCCGCCAACGAGGUCCAGGGAGUGCGCCUGCUCCUGAUUCACAUAUCAAUCUGCCUCUGCACCUUUCUCAUCGGACUAGACUUCAAUCUCAUCGCCACGGCGGUUCCCGUCAUCACGAGCGAGUUCAACUCGACCCGCGACAUAGGCUGGUACAGCUCCGCCUUCAUGGUAGCCAUGUGCGCGAGCCAGCCCCUGGCCGGCAAGAUGUACACGCUGUUCCCGAAGAAGCUGUCUUACCUGCUCUACCUGUUCGUCUUCGAACUGGGCAGCCUCGUGUGCGCGCUGGCGCCGUCUUCGCGAGCUCUAAUCGCCGGCCGUGUCGUCACCGGACUCGGCGCUUCCGGAGUCUUCGCCGGUGGGUUUACUAUCGAAACCACCAUCAUCCCGCUGCAUAAACGCGCCGUGUGGACCGGCACGGUGGGCUCGACGUUCGCUAUAGCGAGCAUUAUAGGGCCUGUCAUAGCCGGCGCCCUAACCGAGAACGUUACUUGGAGGUGGUGUUUUUAUAUCAAUUUGCCAAUCGGUGGUGCUGCUGCCAUCGUAUUUUUCUUCCUCGUUCACAUCAAGCGCGCCGAGACUGAAGAUAAGACGAUUUGGGAAAAGGUACGAAGCCUAGAUAUUCUUGGUUUUGCCUUUUUCGCAGGGUCUAUUUCUAUGCUCUUAAUAGCAUUCCAAUGGGGCGGCGUCCGGUACGCGUGGUCGUCUUCCGUCAUUAUCGGCUUGUUCGUGGGCUUCGGCGUGGUCAUGAUUCUUUUCGUAGUUUGGUCCUACUGGAAAGGAGAAGGCGCUCUAAUUCCUCCGCGGCUAUUCACCAUAAACCGAAACCCGGCAUUGUUUUGCACGGCCUCGUUUUUCAUCAACGGCCCAUUCCAGAUCGUGAUUUACUACCUUCCGGUUUGGUUCCAGGGAGUAUUAGGGUCGUCUCCGAUCAGCAGUGGCGUCAAUUUCUUCCCUACAGUGAUUUCGGACGUGCUCGCGGCCUUCAUAGGCUCGGCGAUGGUUAUGCAAAUAGGCUGGUGGAACCCCUUUCUACUUUUUGCCGCAGCUAUGGUUUGCGUUGGUGGUGGGCUACUGACAACUAUCUAUCCCGAUAUCUCCGGCGCUCAUUGGGUAGGCUACCAGAUAUUCGGAGGUGUUGGCUACUCGUUAGCAUCUAACCUGUCUCACAUUGCGAUGCAAUCCUCGCUGCCGCAAGAUCUUGUUCCGCUUGGGUCCUCGACGCUUUUAGCUAUUAUCUCAACUAGCUGUGCUAUUUUUAUGGCCAUCGGUCAGACCGUCUUCCAACAGCGGCUUCAAGUAAACCUUGGUGAUGUAGUAUCUGGUAAUGUGGUGCAAGAGAUCAUUAACUCUGGAGUCACUAACGUAAGGUCGCUCGUCGGCGCUUCGGAGUUACCUGUGGUGAUUCAGAAAUAUAGCAAAUCCGUCACGCAGGUUUUCUAUAUACCAGCAAUUUCACCAGCCAUUACAUUCUUAAUCCUACUUGGCUGCAAGUGGAUUUCAACAAAGAGCAGACAGACCCAGGCAGCCACAACGGGUAGUAGUGAGAGGGUGGACGCUGAGAAAGGAACUGCGACUUGAAGAGGUAAAUAUCGAAUCCGAGUGAUUGAAUUUAUAGGUGGGAUAUGGCCAUAUAUGUACUUAGCAUUAAUGUUUUUCUGGAUACCCCUAAAUGGGACAUAAAAUAGUAGGGAGACUACACCAUGACUUGACACCAAGUGUUUUCCGUAGGUUCU